UGUCCUCACAAUCUUCUUCUCACCAUCACUUCUUUUCUUCUCUUUUCCUCAAAAAAGCUUCUAUCCUUCUCUUUUGCGAUUGUGGUAGUGAUGGAUCGUUCAUGUGGUCUGUUCUCUAAGCACGAUGCUAAUGGCAAGCGUCGCUUCGACGACGACAAAGAGGAUCUAUCAGAUCCGGUUCGCAACGAAGUUGAGCUUCGUCCGAAAUUUCAAAAGGAGCAUGAAAAGUACGAGUAUGAGAGUUGGGGCUCAUCGCCGACUUCGUACAAGGAGGAGGAGCGCCGCCUUGCAACGACAACUCUUUCUUGACCUCAUCAGGCUAGAUCUGAUGAUGCCCUAGAUCUGUGGCUUAAAGCGCGUGACGACGGGUUCCCUAACUCCAACGACAACCCUAGAUCUGAACCUAGAUCCGCGGACUGCAUCAACUCUUCCAAAAACAAUGCCCAUGGUGACCAGUGCAAGGAUGGCAGCUCGGGUCGUGGGAUUGUUCCCCGUCCUCCGCCGGCAAAAGGCUGGUCUACGAGCGGCGUCCCCUCGGAGCGGAGCGGCGCCGGCUCCGAGGUGGGUGCUGCCGUCGCCUCGGAUGGCGUCGCUCCGGGGACGAGCGGCGCCGGCGACGAGGUUGGCGCUGUUCCGGAGGCGAACAUCCUCAGCGUCCCCGUCGAUGCGUGGACAUGCCACCAGUGCCGUCAGAGGAAAACAGGGGUCACAGCAGAUUGCAAGGGGUCCAAUAAGAGGGGCAAGUGCCCUCUCAGAUACUGCAAGAGUUGCAUAUGUAACAGGUACCCUUUGAUUGCGGAUGAGGUGUUGAAGAAGGAGGCCUGGGAAUGCCCCAAAUGCAGGAAUGACUGCAACUGCAGUAGGUGCAAAACUAGGAAAGGGGAGGCGCCGACGGGGCGAAUGGUCCGUGCUGCCAAGAGGCCGAAGGUCAACCUGGUGCAAACUGAGAGCAAUGAUGCUCUCAUGGAUGAAAUAGUUGUACCCAGGGGUACUCUCAUGACUUGCAUUGCAGGUAUGAAGCUGCAGUCUGAAGAUGUUGGUGCUGCUAUUCAAUUUCUGGAGUUCUGCCGCUCAUUUGGCGAGAUCUGCAAAAUAGGGAAGGGGCAACCAGAAGAAACUCUCAGACACUUAACUGAACUCCAAGAGGUGUCUUCAGUUGUUGCCGACGUUCACAUAAAUCUUCUGUCUGUCAUAGAAAAUGGCAAAGAUAACCCUUUUGAUAAGUAUCCAAGACAUGGAGAUGAAUGGAUAAGGAAAGUAGGCGAGUACAUCUCUUUGACAUUCCAUGCAGAAGAUUUCACCCUUCAGUGCUUAAAUCAGGGGGUAUCAGGAUAUAGAAGUCUGAACCCUUCUUGUAAGCUGGAGGUUCUGAAUUGUCUGUGUGAUGAGGCAUUGUCUUGUGAAAAGUUGAGGACCUGCAUUGACAAUAAAGAUAGAAAAUGUGUGGCCACACAAGAAAUCAAAGCUGCAACCAGAAAGCAAAAGGAGCUAAAAAGAAGAUACGAUGACAUGACUAAAACAAUUGAAGGAGGAGAUACUGCUAACAAUGAGGAAGCUAAUGAUAUCCUUUCUCAAAUAAAGGAAGCAGAAGAAGUCAAGCAGGCUGCCCAGAAUGUGCUUUGUGUGCCUGUUUUUGGAGAGCAUGCACAACUACAGCCAUUACAAGCACCUAUGAAAAGGAAAAACAGAGAACACAACUUGCAAAAGACGAAGCACUCCACGCUUGGCAUUGAAGAAAUCAUGGCCGGAGCAGCUAAGCAAGACAUAACCGACCAUCAUAGGGGAAUUAUGCUCCAUGUAGCACCUUGGGACUGGAGGAAGCAAAACACCUUCCAUCUCUAUCACUGAAGAGGGACCCUACUUCCUUGCCUUGGAACGGAAUGCACCGCUCUGUCGGGAUUCAGAGUUGCUCACCCGGAAGUAUGCCAGCCUCUCAGCGCGAAGUAGCCCUAGAACUACCACCUACACUCGGAAUAUACCUUGUCGGCAACCCGCCGUUGUCCACGCACAACCAAAAGGAGCUAGAAAGGUACCAGGGACAGUCGCCGAAGGAGGCAGCAGAGCAUCGAGAUGACACGAAGAGCGGCAAGGGAGCAGAGCAACUGACUGCAAAGAAAUUCCGUGAGUCCUCGGCUUUCGCUGCGCCAAGGGGAACCCUAUCCCCUUCAGCAAGGAUCGAAGACGCUGCACCACUGAAAGCGAGUAACGCAAACUGUUAUUGGGGAGCACCAACUUGAAGGACGUUUUCGACACCUCUUUCUCUCCUCCUCCUCCACUUUGUUGUGAAUAUCUUCAUCAUGGCACCCGAUUGUAAGGUUCUACUCCCCCUUACUCGAAAUACUUGCAUUCCUUGUGGGAGGGGUGUAGCAGGUUCAUAUUAAAGCCAUUGGCUAUGACUUUAAGGUAUGUACUUGCAUGGGCAUUAAUCAACUAAUUCAAAGUCAA
Molecule: messenger RNA, 2445 nt
Organism: Aegilops tauschii subsp. strangulata
Lineage: Eukaryota; Viridiplantae; Streptophyta; Magnoliopsida; Poales; Poaceae
Source: RefSeq, a predicted model, not a curated record